Messenger RNA from Rotaria sordida, 426 nucleotides. NCBI's taxonomy places the organism in Eukaryota, Metazoa, Rotifera, Eurotatoria, Philodinida, Philodinidae. The record is from the annotation of a GenBank genome assembly.
AUGAACGAAGAUGAAUUUGAAAAACAAGUUGGAAAUAAUGAUGAUUUUAUUGAAGAUAUUAUUCUAUCAGCUGGUCGUAAUCUAUCAUUUGAAAAACGUCUUAAAUGUUUACAUCAAUCAGAUCGUAUUGAUCAAUUAUAUGGAUGUUUACGUUGUACAGGAUUUGAAGAACGUAUUGGUUGGCUUUCUAAUUUACAAUCAUAUGAAUUAUUUAAUGAAGAACGUCGAGGAUUUGUAUCAGCACUUAAUCUUUAUUCUAUUGGUGAAGUAGGUGAUCGAUUUGAAGUUUCACUUAUCUAUCCACCAUAUUUUUAUGUUGAAACAAAGCUUGGACGAGAAAAGGAUGUUUAUGCUUAUCUAUCUAAACGAUAUCAUAAUCGAUGUUUAUCAUUUGAUCUAAUUGCUAAAGAAGAUUUAGGUAAUUGA